This is a messenger RNA of Carlito syrichta (Philippine tarsier), 1911 nucleotides long. It is a transcript of the gene GRID1, whose product is annotated as glutamate ionotropic receptor delta type subunit 1. Gene Ontology annotation, biological process: modulation of chemical synaptic transmission; monoatomic ion transport; synaptic transmission, glutamatergic. The transcript is spliced from 8 exons. The record is from RefSeq and is a predicted model, not a curated record. Bases 51 to 1796 code for a protein of 581 amino acids. Gene Ontology annotation, molecular function: glutamate-gated receptor activity; transmitter-gated monoatomic ion channel activity involved in regulation of postsynaptic membrane potential. Gene Ontology annotation, cellular component: plasma membrane; postsynaptic membrane. NCBI's taxonomy places the organism in Eukaryota, Metazoa, Chordata, Mammalia, Primates, Tarsiidae.
CAACGUGGGACUCGGAGAAGGGCCUGAAUGGCAGUUUGCAAGAGAGGCCCAUGGGUAGCCGCCUCCAAGGACUGACUCUCAAAGUGGUGACUGUCUUGGAAGAGCCUUUUGUGAUGGUGGCUGAGAACAUCCUUGGACAGCCCAAGCGCUACAAGGGGUUCUCUAUAGAUGUCCUGGAUGCACUGGCCAAGGCUCUGGGCUUCAAAUAUGAGAUUUACCAGGCCCCUGAUGGCAGGUACGGUCACCAGCUCCAUAACACCUCCUGGAACGGGAUGAUCGGGGAGCUCAUCAGCAAGAGAGCAGACUUGGCCAUCUCUGCCAUUACCAUCACUCCAGAGAGGGAGAGUGUUGUGGACUUCAGCAAGCGGUACAUGGACUAUUCAGUGGGGAUUCUAAUCAAGAAGCCUGAGGAGAAAAUCAGCAUCUUCUCUCUUUUUGCUCCAUUUGAUUUUGCCGUGUGGGCCUGCAUUGCAGCUGCCAUCCCUGUGGUUGGUGUGCUGAUAUUUGUGUUGAACAGGAUACAGGCAGUGAGGGCUCAGAGUGCUGCUGCCCAGCCCCGGUCAUCGGCUUCUGCCACUCUGAACAGCGCCAUCUGGAUUGUCUACGGAGCCUUUGUACAGCAAGGUGGCGAAUCUUCUGUGAACUCUGUGGCCAUGCGCAUCGUGAUGGGCAGCUGGUGGCUCUUCACGCUCAUUGUGUGCUCCUCCUACACAGCCAAUCUUGCUGCCUUCCUUACAGUGUCCAGGAUGGAUAACCCCAUAAGGACAUUCCAGGACCUGUCCAAACAAGUGGAGAUGUCUUAUGGCACCGUCCGGGAUUCUGCUGUAUAUGAAUACUUCCGAGCCAAGGGCACCAACCCCCUGGAGCAGGACAGCACAUUUUCUGAGCUCUGGAGGACCAUCAGCAAGAAUGGAGGGGCUGACAACUGCGUGUCCAGUCCUUCAGAAGGCAUCAGGAAGGCAAAGAAGGGGAACUAUGCCUUCCUGUGGGAUGUGGCCGUGGUGGAAUACGCAGCCCUGACAGAUGACGACUGCUCAGUUACUGUCAUCGGCAACAGCAUCAGCAGCAAGGGCUAUGGAAUUGCCCUGCAGCAUGGCAGCCCCUACAGAGACCUCUUCUCCCAGAGGAUCCUGGAACUGCAGGACACAGGUGAUCUGGAUGUGCUCAAGCAGAAGUGGUGGCCACACACAGGCCGCUGCGAUCUCACCAGCCACACCAGCGCCCAUGCCGACGGCAAAUCCCUCAAGCUGCACAGCUUCGCCGGGGUCUUCUGCAUCCUGGCCAUUGGUCUGCUCCUGGCCUGCCUGGUGGCCGCCCUGGAGUUGUGGUGGAAUAGCAACCGGUGCCACCAGGACACCCCCAAAGAGGACAAGGAAGUAAACUUGGAGCAGGUCCAUCGGCGCAUGAACAGCCUAAUGGAUGAAGAUAUUGCUCACAAGCAGAUUUCCCCAGCCUCUAUUGAGCUCUCGGCCCUGGAGAUGGGGGGCCUGGCUCCCAGCCAGACCUUAGAGCCGACGCGGGAGUAUCAGAACACCCAGCUCUCAGUCAGCACCUUUCUGCCAGAGCAAAGCAGCCACGGUACCAGCCGGACACUCUCGUCAGGUCCCAGCAGCAACCUGCCGCUGCCGCUGAGCAGCUCGGCCACCAUGCCCGCCAUGCAGUGCAAACACAGGUCGCCCAAUGGGGGGCUAUUCCGACAAAGCCCGGUGAAGACCCCCAUCCCCAUGUCCUUCCAGCCCGUGCCUGGGGGCGUCCUUCCAGAGGCUCUGGACACCUCCCAUGGCACCUCCAUCUGACCACGCCGCCUGCCCUCCCACCUGCCCACCAACCCACCCGACCAGCAGAGCUUUUUAAUACAAGAAACAACAACACAAACCACACACACAACACACACACACACACACACACACA